AUGAGGCCGCUGGGUGUGACAUGCUGGUGGCUGGGCCUGCUGGCCGCCCUGGGAGCAGCGGCCGGCCCCAAGGAGGGCGGCACAGCCGAGGGCACGGAGGAAGAGGAGGGGUCUCCCGGUGAGUUCAUCUACCUGAACCGGUACAAGCGGGCCGGCGGCGAGGCCCCGGACAAGUGCACCUACACCUUCAUUGUGCCCCAGCAGCGGGUCACGGGCGCCAUCUGCGUCAACUCCAAGGAGCCUGAGGUGCUCCUGGAGAACCGGGUGCACAAGCAGGAGCUGGAGCUGCUCAACGGGGAGCUGCUCAAGCAAAAGCGGCAGAUCGAGACGCUGCAGCAGCUGGUGGAGGUGGACGGCGGCAUCGUGAGCGAGGUGAAGCUGCUGCGCAAGGAGAGCCGGAACAUGAACUCGCGUGUGACGCAGCUCUACAUGCAGCUGCUGCACGAGAUCAUCCGCAAGCGCGACAACGCGCUGGAGCUGUCGCAGCUGGAGAACCGCAUCCUCAACCAGACGGCCGACAUGCUGCAGCUGGCCAGCAAGUACAGAGACCUGGAGCACAAGUACCAGCACCUGGCCACCCUGGCCCACAACCAGUCGGAGAUCAUCGCCCAGCUAGAGGAGCACUGCCAGCGGGCGCCCGCCGCACGGCCUCUGUCCCCACCACCACCCGUGGCUGCCUCGCCACCCCGGGUCUACGCACCGCCCCCCUACAACCGCAUCAUCAACCAGAUCUCCACCAACGAGAUCCAGAGCGACCAGAACCUCAAGGUGCUGCCGCCCCCGCUGCCCACCAUGCCCACCCUCACCAGCCUCCCGUCCUCCACGGACAAGCCGUCGGGCCCAUGGCGGGACUGCCUGCAGGCACUGGAGGACGGCCAUGACACCAGCUCCAUCUACUUGGUGAAGCCUGACAACACCAACCGCCUCAUGCAAGUGUGGUGUGAGCAGCGGCAGGAUCCAGGGGGCUGGACAGUCAUCCAGCGGCGCCUGGACGGCUCUGUCAACUUCUUCAGAAACUGGGAGACCUACAAGCAAGGGUUCGGGAACAUCGAUGGCGAGUACUGGCUGGGCCUGGAGAACAUCUACUGGUUGACCAACCAAGGCAACUACAAGCUGCUGGUGACCAUGGAGGACUGGUCGGGCCGCAAGGUGUUUGCCGAGUAUGCCAGCUUCCGCCUGGAGCCCGAGAGUGACUACUAUAAGCUGCGGCUGGGCCGCUACCAUGGCAACGCCGGGGACUCCUUCACCUGGCACAACGGCAAACAGUUCACCACCCUGGACAGGGACCACGAUGUCUACACAGGAAACUGUGCCCACUACCAGAAAGGCGGCUGGUGGUACAACGCCUGUGCCCACUCCAAUCUCAACGGGGUCUGGUACCGUGGAGGCCACUACCGGAGCCGCUACCAGGAUGGCGUCUACUGGGCUGAGUUCCGAGGAGGCUCCUAUUCGCUCAAGAAAGUCGUGAUGAUGAUUCGGCCCAACCCCAGCACCUUCCAUUGACCUCCCCCUGCGCCCCCACCCUGACCAUGCCAGGGGAUGGUAGGUGGGGAUGGGCUCUGAGAUUCCAGCAUAGAGUCCACAAUGUUCUCACCCCCUACUUGGGUCUGCACCCCCAGACAACCUUGCACCCCACAGAUAAGGCAGGGCCCCCCACCUGCCGACUGGUAUCGUCUUAAGAAAAAUGAGGCCCCUGAACCAGCUCCUGGCCUUGUUUGCUCCCUCUUUGGCACGUGGUAGGGUUUGCAAGCAGACACGCACUAUCCCUUCACUUGGAUGCCGCAGGUCUCUGUGCAGACCCCUUAACAGGCAGAUUG
Messenger RNA from Suncus etruscus (white-toothed pygmy shrew), 1817 nucleotides. It is a transcript of the gene ANGPTL2, whose product is annotated as angiopoietin like 2. The transcript has 4 exons. The record is from RefSeq and is a predicted model, not a curated record. NCBI's taxonomy places the organism in Eukaryota, Metazoa, Chordata, Mammalia, Eulipotyphla, Soricidae. Bases 1 to 1503 code for a protein of 500 amino acids.